AUGAUUACUUCAGGCAAUGAAGUACUCUUUAUUAACAAGCAAAUACCUAAUAUUUUUGAUCAAGAUGUAAAAAAUGAGGAGCUAUAAAAUAUUGAGCGAUAAUAUUAAUAAUAACAGUCAGUCGAGAGUAGUGACGAUCAAAUGGAGACAUAGUCUUAAUAUUAAAUAAUAGAAAAACUUAAAUCAACUGUAGCUAAAGUUGAAAAAGUUUAGCUUUAAUAAAAUUAAUAAAUAGAGAUAAAAUUCAAUAAUCUUUGGGAUUACAUUCUGGCUAAAUAAUAUGAGCAUACUAACUUCAAAGACAAAAUUAAUCCUCAAGAUAUUUUCAACCUACCCCUGACUAAUCAAUUGUCUGAUGGACUAUAUUUUAAGUAUAAAAACUCCUCGAAAGAAGGCAAUACAAAGAGCAAAAGAUUAUAGAUAUUUUCUAGCAUCAUUAGCACAAGCUAAAAUCCAUUUGUUGUCACAACUAUCAGAGAUUAAUCACUAUAUUUAGAACUAGAGAAAUAGAAAAAUAUCACACUUGCUAAGACAUAGGCGUUUGCCUCGGCUGCUCAUGAAUUCAGGAAUCCUCUAGGAGCAAUAAUCAACUCUCUUGAUCUCCUAGAGGAUAAAAUCGUUUAAGAUAAAGGUGGCUAGAUGUUUUUUAAAACUGCAAAAAAUUGUUCCCAGUUAAUGCUAUACCUUGUUAAUGAUAUACUUGAUUUUAGUCAAUUAGAAUCAUAGAAACUUAUGCUUAAUAUUGACUGGGUCGAAAUUAAAACUCUAUUGGAGGAGUGCAUAAAUGUUCUCAAGUUUAGAUCUGAUCAAAAAGGAUUAGAUUUGUUUUAUGAAAUUCAUUAAAGCUUCCCAAGUAAAAUACAAACAGAUGAGCAUAGGUUGAGAUAAAUAUUGAUUAACCUUCUUUCUAAUGGAAUAAAAUACACUUGCAAAGGCUAUGUCAAAAUCCUCUGUUAUAAGAAAGCUUAAUCUGAAUAGCUUUGUAUCAGAGUCUAAGACAGUGGAGUUGGAAUAGCCAUUUAAGACUAAGAAAAGCUCUUCAGUGCUUUCAAUAAAACUAAGAAGAAUCGUGAUCUAAAUAAGGAUGGAUGUGGUUUAGGCCUAACGAUCAGUAAAAAUUUAGCCUAAGCACUUCAAGGAGAUAUCAUUGUAGAAUCUUAAGUUGAUAAAGGUUCUAACUUUAUAAUAUUGUUACCUUACAGAUACAACUAAUUUGAUGAUUUGCCUGAUAGACAAUCACAUAACUUAGUUUAAGAAGAAAUGAAUGAAUAUCGCAGACAUUCAAAUAAAUAUAACUCUUAUCAAGAAGGAUCAAUGAUGAAAGAUAUUGAGAGAAGAAAGAAUAGUAAUUAUAGAUCUAACUCUAUACAACAUAAUAGUAAUCACCGCCAUUCUCUCAGUUAUUUAGAGACUCCUUAAAAACCACAUGAUAGCCAUCAAUACGAGUACAAUGAGAUAUAAAGUUAGUUUGAAAUUACAUAAAAUGUAGAUACAGACAGAGAUUUAAUGACAAAGAUUCAAGAUUACAUUGCACCAAUAAAGAAUAUAUUUCUACCUGACGUCACAAGAAGAAGCAUAGUAUAGCUUUAAGAUUUCCCUCAAAACUAUGUCAUUACUAAUUAAUCUGUUAUAGACUUAGAAACUGUAAGUAUUGAUAUCUAAGAAGAUACUAAGAAAUAGCAGGAGUGCAAAUGCCCUAGAAUACUAAUUGCUGAUGAUGAUCCUUUCAAUAUUAUAGCUGUUGAAGGAAUGCUUAAUUCAAUUGGUAUAUCAGAGAUUGAGAAAGUUUUUAAUGGAAGUGAAGCAAUUGAUAGAAUUAGAAAAAAUUUCAAUUCCUAAUAAAGUUUUCAAGGGCAGUUUAAAGAUGGCAAAAUUUAAAGCUGCAAAGGUCAUUGCUAAUAUAAGAUUAUUUUAUUAGAUAACUAAAUGCCACUUAUGAAUGGCAUUGAUGUGGCUAAAACUAUCAGGUUGGAAUUCGAACAUUAAAUCUAACAAGGACCUUCAAGGAUAUUCUUAUUGUCAGGGGACAAUUUUACAAAAAUGGAUGCUAGUCUAAGAAAUGCUUUUGAUGAUAUUAUUAUGAAACCAAUAUCAAAAUAAAAAAUACAGGAAAUUUUAAACUUGUGA
Stylonychia lemnae is the source of this 2127-nucleotide messenger RNA. NCBI's taxonomy places the organism in Eukaryota, Ciliophora, Spirotrichea, Sporadotrichida, Oxytrichidae. The record is from the annotation of a GenBank genome assembly.